Molecule: messenger RNA, 992 nt
Organism: Anopheles nili
Lineage: Eukaryota; Metazoa; Arthropoda; Insecta; Diptera; Culicidae
Gene: Cpr66D
Exons: 4
Coding region: 68-856 (262 amino acids)
Cellular component (GO): extracellular matrix
Source: RefSeq, a predicted model, not a curated record
UUGUGCUUCUUGUGAUUGCGUGUGGGUGUUUGUGCGUGUAAAAUCGUUAGAACCUGUAGCAUCAACCAUGCGUGCGUUUGCCGUCAUUUCCCUGCUGUGCGUUGGGUUUGUGUCCACGUACCCUCAGCAGGCAGUUGAUCCGGCUUAUCUGCGACAGUACUACCAGCAGAUUGCCCAAGCCGCUGGAGCGCAGAAUGCCGCUCAGGGACGUGCCGAUGCGACACCCAUCUACGAACAGGGCGCCCAGGAGCAACAGCACAUCCCUCAGUACCUUCCGCAAGGACAGCAGAACCAGCGUGCUCAUUUCCAGCAGCCUCAGGCUCGCCAGUACCAGCCUCAGUACCAGCCACAGCAGAUCCAGUACGUCCAGGAGCAGCAGUACCAGCAGCCCCAACCGCAACCACAGCUGAAAGUCUCCAAGCCUCGCCCGCAGUACGCGCAAGCUGGACAGAAGCAACCGCUGGAGGAAGACCAGGAGGACUAUGACCCCAACCCUUCGUACCAGUUCGGUUUCGACGUGAAGGACGACGAAUUCACCAACUACCAGAACCGCAAGGAAACGCGCGAUGGCAACGUGAUCAAGGGCAGCUACUCGGUGGUCGACUCUGAUGGUUUCAUCCGCACCGUCACAUACACCGCCGAUCCGAAGGAAGGCUUUAAGGCCGAGGUCAGUCGCCAACCGACGGACAUCGUGGUCAAGAUCCCAACUCCUGCACCGCAGUCCGCCGGUCAGCGUGAUCGUUUCGUGCAAGCUGAUCAGCCCCAGUUGAACGGUGGAUAUCGUCUGCAACAGCAACAACCUCAGCAGCAAGCGCAACAGCGACCGAGACCGCAGGAUUACUCCCAGUACCAGUAGACGUGCUCCCCAAAGGGCAAGGUGGAUCUCCAGCAGAACGCAAGCCGCACUAGACGAUAAUUUAAUGCCGAUUCCUUUAUCCUGAUCGGGCUACCCCCCCAGCCAGACUGAAGAGGAGUAGUAGUUGGGCUCACUU